GCAGCGCGAAUCCAGACAAAGUCAGUAGGACCCCAUCCACAUAAACAGAGGACUGGCGGGGCGCCAUGGAAGCCCUGCUGAGGAAGUCCGGUGUGGACAACCCCAGGUACAAGCGCCACAACUUCGACGGCGACGGCAUGAUUCUGUCCGUGGCCUUCAAGGACGGCCAAGCGUACUUCCGCAACCGCUUCGUCCGCACCACCGGCUUCGAAAAGGAACAGGAGGCUGGCCGGCCUCUGUUCCGCAACUCCUUCAGCCGGGGCAGUGCGGACGGCUCGCCCUUCUUCAACCCCUUCGACCUGUCCUUCAAGAACGUGGCCAACACGGGCGUGCUGGCCUGGGGCGGGCAGCUGUAUGCGCUGUGGGAGGCCGGCCUGCCCUACGCCAUGGACCCGACCAGCCUGGCCACCCGCGGCGAGAGCCGCAUGGGCGGCGCUCUCAAGGGCACCACCUUCGCCGCCCACUACCGCAUCACCACUGAGGCGGACGGCUCUCAGCGCUGGGUGUCGUUCUCCACCGCCACCGGCUUCGGCGGCAGCGCGGUCACCUUCUACGAGUUCGCGGAGGACGGCAGUCUGGUGCACGAGACAGUGCACAAGUUGGAGAACACGUCCAUGGUGUUCAUCCACGACAUGCUGGUCAGCGAGCACUACUACAUAAUCAUACUGGGGCCCAUCGAGUUCAGCGGCAAGAAGUUCGCGACGGAGUACGUGUUCAGCAAGUGCUCCAUCGCGGAGUGCCUCACCUACAACCCUGACAAGCCCGGCCGUGUGGUGCUGGUGCCGCGGCCGGGGCGGCCCAGCGGCAAAAGCACGUCCCUGGUGCCGCGCACACUGGAGAUCCCGCCCUGCUUCGUGUUCCACCACGUCAACGCCUUCGAGCCCGAGCCCGAGGCGGGCGUGGCGGCGGGGGCUGUCGCGGGGGAGCCGGUGGUGGUGAUUGACACGGUGGCGUGGGACAAGGUGUCGUUCGAGGUGAACCAGUACACCUACGGCCCUGACUACUACACAGGCGGCAGCCGCUCCCACCUGGUUCGGCUGGUGGUGGACCCGGCUGGUGGCCGUGUGACGCCGCACCGCCUGCUGCGCCGCACCGUGGAGUUCGCCAGCCCCGACCCGCGGGCCACAGCCCGGCCCCACAGCGCCGUGUUCGGCGGCUGCGACAUGGUGGACCACCCGCUGCACUGGGGGCCCAUACAGGGAGUGUUCCGCGCUGACAUCGACCCGCAGCUGGGCCUCACGCCCGCCACCUCCAGCGCCGCGGCCCGGCAGCAGGCGGAGCGGGCGGUGGCGGCGGGCGCCGACGGCACAGCGCCGGGCGUGAAGGCGGACGUGUGGUUCGCGGGCCCGCGGCGCUUCCCCGGCGAGCCGAUGUUCGUGCCCCGGCCCGGCGCCGACAGCCGCGAGGGCGAGGGCUGGGUGCUGGUAGCGGUACACAACGCCGACACACAGACCGGGGAGCUGGUCAUCCUGGAUGCGCAGCACCUGUCCAAGGGCCCCCUGGCCACCAUCCGCCUGCCGCACCGCCUGCCCGCCGGCCUGCACGGCUCCUGGCACGGCUCCUUCCUGGGCCCCGACCCCAGCCAGCAGCAGCAGCCUCGCUUUCAGGAGCUGGCCACCAUUCGGGCGCUGUGAGGGGCUGAGCAGCUGAUGAGGUGAAGAGGAGCCGAAGAGGAGAGAGGGAGAGGAGGAGGAACCGAAGUGGAGAGAGCGUGAGGAGGGGGUAUUGUGAGGUAAGGGGAGGGUGACGCCGUUGGCCAUUUUUGAGUUGGGAGAGUUGGGCGAGUUCGUGGAGUUGGUCCUGAGAGUUCUGAGGAAGAGCAGAGCGGAAGAUAUGCGUUUCGAUGCAUUUUGUGUGGUUGCAUUGAGAGGCUGCCAGUCGGGGGCAGAGAGCCAGUGGGUGCUUGGGUAGGCAAAGGACUGAAGAGUGCGUGUGCAAGGAUGUGCAGGUGCAAUGACAAGAAGAAAGCGCGUGGCUUGCUUGCUGCAGGAAUACCGUGUUUUGGCAAGCAAUCUUUACUCCUCGCAGGGUGGUGGUGAGGUGCAACUGCGUGUGUGUGAUGACUGAUGAGUGUAUGCCCGUAUCCCUUCUGUGAAUCUCAUGCCUGAUUUCGUUUAUGGUGAUGCGGAGAAAGCCAGGAAGGAUCUGUUGCAUGCUAUAGGUGUUGCAUUGAGAGUGCGUGAAGUGGUUGGCGUGGCGGGGUUGCCCAGCAGUCAGCACAGUGAAUGUGCGGCGACGAAACUUUGCGCAUCGUCCGCCCGACCAGCCUGCGUGCCAUCCUUCCAUCUUUCCAAUUUUAAACACUGGGGUAGCA
Molecule: messenger RNA, 2314 nt
Organism: Chlamydomonas reinhardtii
Lineage: Eukaryota; Viridiplantae; Chlorophyta; Chlorophyceae; Chlamydomonadales; Chlamydomonadaceae
Exons: 13
Coding region: 66-1634 (522 amino acids)
Biological process (GO): carotene catabolic process
Molecular function (GO): carotenoid dioxygenase activity
Source: RefSeq, a predicted model, not a curated record